CAUGGUAACAGAUCAGAGACUGUACCACACAGACCACAGCAGACAGCUCGACUCUUUCUUGCCAGUUUGGCUGGGACUCAGUGUAGGCGGCACGGUUAAUGUCAGCUCAGCUGAUAGCCUUAGAUACUUUAUAUAUAUAUGUAUAUAUAUUUCUGCGUGUCGCGUAAGAUGUAGCUAGUUAACGUAAGUCAUUACAGUUAACUCGCUUAAAUCGUCGGGUUUCUAUUUGGCCAAUAUUAGCCGGCUAAUUAAGCUAGGUUAACUUUGCUAGUUAGCUUUAAGUAACAUUAGCUAACGCUAAUUAUUCUUCGAACAGCACAGGUAUUUUAGGUUUAACGUUAUAUAGCCCUGAAAAGAGGAUGCUGGAGUCAAUUAAAGUUACAGAAAGACUCCACUGGCCAGAAGUAGAAAUGUCCAAAAAGUACAUUUUAAACUCUGCUGACAAGGCACUGAGUCCAAGCCAAGUAUACCUGGAGAAGAUUUCUUCCAGUGUUCUCAAAGACCUCUUCAGCACUGGCUCCAGCAGCUACAACGUCCUGCUGCAGGCUGAGGAGGAGGAGGAGAAGAAGAGUCAGAAGCAGUCCCCGUACAAAAGGCCAAAAACAUCAGUGAAAUGUGGCGCCACAUUUAGUAGAAGAAACCGCCCAGGCAUGGCUCCUAAAAAGUUGCGUGCAGCAGAAGGUAAUGGUAAACCUGCACAGGCAAAUCGUGUUCUCUCAGGCAACUCCAAUCUGUCAAAACCAGCACGGAACAUUGCAGUAGUGGGAAGCACCAUGGGCCUGAUCCCUCGUACAGUUCCGCAGCUCAGAAAGAUGUGCAUCCCCAAUUCCCCACGCACUAAACUUCCCUCGUUGCACAAAGCAGCAAUCACACGGGAAGUGGAAAAUGCCAAGAAGCUCUGCAUCCUUACAGCCAUAAAGCCGUCUAAUGUUGAGAAAGAGAAGGCCAAGUUUUUCAAGUCUGACUUCAACUAUAAUCCACAGUUUGCAUACAGCAACCCAGUUUCUCCACUUGUCCUGGCACGGCAUAACAAUGCCUCAGAUCGCUUCCUGACACAGGCAGUGCACAUCAUGGAGCUUGCCCUGCAGCGAUAUGGCAGCUAUGAGAAGUUUGAGCAAGCCACUGGGGGCAACCUCCUCAACAAAAGUCGUAUCUGGCACAACGUCAAGAAAUACAUGGAGAAGGAAGGCUGCUUGGGGGAGAUCGUAGUCCAGGUGACAGACGACCUCCUGUCCAGAGCCUCCAUGACGGUGGUGAACAGCAGACCCACACUGACCAUCAACAUCUCCACCGCCCGAGAGUACUGGCUGGAAGGCAUGCUGAGGCAUGAGAUUAGCACACAUUAUUUCCGUGGCAUAAACAACUGCCACCAGCCAUGGAGCAGCAGCGCGGGUAGGAAGAAGCACAACCUGAAGCCUCUGAACCCCACAGAGGAGGGCCUGGCCAGCAUCCACAGUGUCCUUUUCAGGAAAGACCCCACACUGUGGCGCGCCGCCCUGCUCUACUACACCGUCUACCAGGCCAGCCACAUGUCCUUCUCUCAGCUCUUCCACAAUCUAGGACGCUUCGUCCAGGACCCCAACACACGCUGGGACUACUGCGUCCGAGCCAAGAGGGGCCAGACCGAUACAGCACAGCCAGGUUGCUUCAGUAAAGACCAGGUCUACCUGGAUGGCAUCCUGAAGAUCCUGAGAUACAGAGACAAGAUCAACUUCCCACUGCUGAUGGCUCUAGGAAAGGUGUCAUUUGAAGACGUGGACCGCCUGAAAGCUCUGGCUCAGAUGGAGAACGUCCGCAUCCCACACUUCAUGCAGGACCAGGCGCGGUACGCCGAGCAGCUGGCGAAAAUCAUGGUGGUCAACCGGCUGACUGACGAGGAGCUCAAGGCCAUCAUCUGAGCCUGCUGCGCUCCAACCUGCACAAACCUGAUCACACCUGAAUAAAAGCUGUCCCGCCCCUGCCAGCCACGGCCCGCAUGCCUUAACUCCAUCACCGCGCAUGGUAGCAGUGUGUGAUUAUUGCAGCAUGCUGUGUUGCGUAUAGUGUAGAGUUGUGUUAGACAGACAUGGAAUUAGAAAUCUGAUAUAGCCCAGUCAUGUAUCCACUGACACUGUAGGGAUCACUCAGAGUAUGUGUUGUGUUGUGUUUAGGGCUGGAUGUAGUUAAUUUUUCUUUUUUUUUUAACCAGUGCCAAUACAAUACCAUUAUUGCUGAUCAAUUCAUUUGAAAAUGAAUUUCUAUAACAUUUACCAAGCACUUUGUGACUUUGACAGUGACUCUGAUGAUCAGUUUAGUUUGUAGUUCGAUACCCAGUCUUAGGUUUGGGAGUAUAUUCUCUGUAGAUUAUAGUUUUUAAAAGAGACAUUCAGUAUCCCAUGAUGGCCUAAAUUAGAGCCUGACUGAUACUAGAUUUGUAUAGGCUUAAAUUGAUAUUUGAGACUUUUGAACAAACGCAGGCGGCACCUAUAGCAAUAAGCGGUAAUUGCAGGUGCGUUGUGGUAUCUCACUUCCCAGAGAUCCAAACAGUACUCCACCUCACACACAAGUGAGUUGAAGAGCUGGUCUGUUGCUUUAGCUCCAGCUCUCCCUCUUCCCUCUUUUACCCCUUUUCCACCGAGGCAGAGCUGGUGCUGGUUCGGAGCCAGAGCCUAGUUUUAAAUCGGUUCUUUGUUUUUCGACCACCAAAGCACCAGCUCCGAACCGGUAAAAGUGGUUCUUAAGUAGCACCAAAUCCUUGCUGGGCCAGAAGUAAGAACCGCUUACGUCAGUGGCUGGGGAUGGGGUUACCGUGACCAACAAGACAAACAGAAACUUGUGACCGCCAUUUUUGAAUUAGCAGAUAAACAUGAUGGACGUAAACAACAGCAGCAGUGGUCAGAGGAGGAAACGAGCUGCUUUCUUGCACUAUAAAGGCGAGCCGCGCGAACACGUUGGAUCCGCCGAGUUUGGACGCCGAUGUAGGUCCGCAAAGCCACGAACAUCAGUAGCACAGCAACGUCCGCCAGUGUUGAUGGUGUGUUUGUGUUGGGCGCCGCCGCGCUAACGUUGCUGGGAAAGAUGAGACGUAUACAGUGACGUAAGACCUGGCUCUGUGCCGGCUCUUUAGCGUCUGUGGGAAAGCAAACCGGUUCUUUGGAGGUUCGUCAGUCGAACCAACUCCGAACCGGCACUAGCUUUAGCUCUGAACCAGCACCUGGUUCUUGUUGAUGGAAAAGGGGUUUAAGUCACACAUGCACACACGCACAACAGCCAAUAGGAGUGCUGUCUUUCUCUGGAAUGACCUGUGAAGUCUCCCGUUACUGGCUAGAUUUUCUAAAACCUGAAAACAGCCAAGAGGAGUUGGAGAAGUCUAGUUUUCUCGCUGACCACUUGAAUUACAAUAUGCUGAAAGAAUAUUAUGGAAUACUUGUCAAACUACGCCGAAAAUAAAAUGCCUAGCACAGCUUUAGAUUAUUAUAACAGUUAAAUAAUAUAUUUUACAGUUGAAUAAUAUCAGUUAAUGGCAGUGCUCUGUGGUGGACAAACUAUGUAAUGGUGAGAAAUUUCUGUACUUCAGUUUCUUGGUAUUUAUCCAUCCAGCAUUUGUCCAUUUCAUGUCCUGUUGCCCUAAGUAAUCUAGGCUAUUGUUCAACUUUUGCUAUCGUAAAAUGGGCAAAACUAGCGAGCAGUGCUAACAUCACGAUCAUAACACCAAACCAUCUGAGAAGUGACAUGAACAUUUCUUUUGGAAAUAACACGGGGUGGAAAAUCUGGAUUAAGGUAAAGGUCUUUGACGACUUUUCAAAUACAACUGCCUUACAUUAACGUCACUGCGAUUGAACGGAACAAUGCAAAAUAACUACAAUGUAUUUUGGGAUAAGGCCAAUUGGGUUGCAAUCGGAUUAGUUUAAAUUAUGUAUUAAUUUGAAUUUAUUCCAAAUGGAAGUGAUAGCCUUAAUGUAUUGGUAUGUAAUAAACUAAAAUAGCCAGUGAUAUCGGAUGUGACGUAUCUUGACAUUGACUGACAUUCUUGGAGACUAUUUAAAUUCUUGUGGAAAUUCAUGUGCAUGAAUAUGGUUAGUUCUAGCGUAAGCCAUCAAAAACGUAUUGAUCUGUUCCUAAUAUAAUAAAUAUUUGUAUUUCUCUCAUGUACCUAAUCUCAUGAUCUAAGUGUACUUACCUAGUGUUUUAUACCUGUCUCUUAAGUGAAGAUAAUGGACACAUUGUUGUGUUUUCUCUAGUUACCACUUAGGGUUACUACUUUUGAAGUACAUAUGUUGAGCAUAAAAAUAAAGUUGCUUGAGCAAAAGAUUGUGAAAGCAGGAUGGUUCACAACAGCUCUGUCUUACUGCAGAGACAGAUACCAGAUGAGGUUUAAGUGCUUCAUCAGCAUGAACAGCGUAACACACAGGCCUGCUAAUUACAGCUGAGCCUGUCAGCAUUGUUCUACUGUGCAUGGGCUGAAACGAAAAUGUCCCUGAAAUGUGAAAGUCACUUGUAAUACAGUAUAUUUUGAAGGUGAGUUCCUCACUAUGCUCUAUGAAGCCCUAGUGGUCCAAGCCCUGUUUGACUACUUGCACUUUUUCAACUCGGAUCUACCUUUUCAACUGCACUGAUAUGAGCAGUUACUGUGUUGGUGUCAUUUAUGAUAUAAUUAUGUUUUACAGACCAACCCAAAUGCCUUGUGGUUUUACUGUGAUGAGUUUCAGUGGCAUUAAUACCAAGAUUGACCUAAUGUAGAGAGAAUGUGUGCAUCUCUGCUUUCUCAAAGACCACUUCAAUGGUACAGUUUAAUUACAUGGCAUUCCUAUGUGAUGUUUUCUAUUUGACUUUUUUGUGAUAUUCGUAAAUAGAAUCUUUAAAUAAAGUGAACUACCUGAAAAUGA
Molecule: messenger RNA, 4865 nt
Organism: Perca flavescens (yellow perch)
Lineage: Eukaryota; Metazoa; Chordata; Actinopteri; Perciformes; Percidae
Gene: matcap2
Product: microtubule associated tyrosine carboxypeptidase 2
Exons: 7
Coding region: 360-1898 (512 amino acids)
Source: RefSeq, a predicted model, not a curated record